AACUUCAUCAAUAGCGACACCGGCCGAUGCCCGAGUGUGUCAGUCCUGCAGGAGCACGAGUCAAGACGAGACGAGACGAGACGAGACGAGACGACCGGCGGCUCGGCCAGACGAACAGGGACAAUGACGGGGAAUCACUGGGGCUAUGGCAAAGAGGACGGUCCUUCUAUAUGGCACAAAAACUACCCUGUUGCCCAGGGGAAUCAGCAGUCUCCCAUCGACAUCGUACCUCAUCAGGCUUCACAUGACCCCAACUUGGGCCCGAUUGUCCUCAACUAUGAUCAGUGUACCUCCAUCAACAUCUCCAACAAUGGGCACUCCGUAGUGGUAGAGUUUGAUGACUUGGACGACCGUUCAGUGAUCCAGGGCGGCCCUCUCGACAACCCCUACAGACUGAAACAGUUUCACUUUCAUUGGGGCGGAAAGGGCUGCCGUGGCUCUGAGCACACUGUCGAAGGAUGUAGCUAUGCAUCUGAGCUUCAUUUAGUUCACUGGAACGCUGUCAAGUACAAGACGUUUGGGGAGGCGGCAUCAGCUCCCGACGGCCUCGCUGUCCUCGGCAUCUUUCUAGAUACAGGUGACGACCACAGAUGGCUCCACAUGAUAACAGAUGCUCUGUACAUGGUCAAAUUUAAAGGCAGCGUCACAGAUUUCAAAGGUUUCAACCCCAAGUGCCUCCUGCCCAGCAGCCUCCACUACUGGACGUACCCAGGAUCACUGACCACUCCCCCUCUACACGAGAGCGUCAUCUGGAUUGUCCUGAAGGAGCCGAUCACGGUGUCUGAUAAACAGGUGGGGAAGUUUAGAAUGCUUCUGUUCAGCGGAGAGGAAGAGGAUCAGAGGACACGCAUGGAAAACAACUUCAGGCCUCCGCAGCCUCUCAAGGGAAGGAAAGUCCGUUCCUCUAAUUAAUGUGACCUCAACAGAUCUUGAGUCAAAGAUGACAAAAAAAACCUCUUUUAGAAAACAGUGAAUGCAUUAAUUUGAGUGAAUUUUUUUUUUCCACACCUCAUGGUAGCUUGUCCUGAGGAGGAUUUUUGAUUUACUCUGUACAGAAAGUAAAAGUUCACGGAGGAAUUCUCAUCACUGCCAGCACAAUGAGAUGUUUCACUCUGAUCAGAAAGCGUAAGAGUAAGAAUCAGUUUAUCGAAAAAUAAAAGCACAUGAAGCAAUAAAAUAGUCUCCUAAUAUUCUAAAUACAUAUUAUUGUAUUAUUAGGCCACUACUGUGUUAUUCAGUGAUAUUAGCUUAUUAUUAUAAGUGAUACUUUCAUGAAAAUUCAAAGGUUGGAUGUAACUUUUACCUCCAUAAGCUGUUCAAGGACAGCGGGUGAUGCUGAGACAACAAGGUGCUAUACAUCAACUAACACAAACUAUCUUGUACGUCGCUGUUAUAUGUAACAGGUACGUUCGUAUUCCAGUGCUUCAUACCACUGUGUCGUCUGCAGAACCACAGCCUCUGCCUCCUUACUGAUCCCGAUUGAUCCCUCGUUGAUCCGGCCUGUUGCUGGUGGCUUCACAGUCCUUCAGGCCACCGAGCCCCUUCCAGUGCAACAAUUCCAACUGGAGGUGGGAUCGGAUUAGAGCUGCAUUUGCUCUAACUGGUCCGUUUUGUCAUGGCGGAGGGCGUGAAAGGCUCAGAUUCUUGUCGGAGCUCAAGAGCCAGCAGGGCAAUUUUAUUAUUUUUAGAUUGCUCUACAGAUUUAACAAAGCCUGUUCACACACGAUUUCUCAUAUAGGAUUUAUUCUACUCCAGCAGCCCCAACAAGCGCCCAAUGAACAGAUUUUGUUGUCUGUGGAAACUCUUCUCUCUGAGAUGACAGCAUCCCGCCUCAAGUGGCACAUUUCCUGAUCUAAUGUUUUUACUAUGCAGGAUGUAAUGCACACUGUUAUUAUCAGCUCACCUCUGAAGCUGCACAUAUCUGUACAGUCCAGUGUUGUCUGACAGAGGCCCUGAUGAGUUAUGGCAGCUUUGUGUAAUGCUGGUCCUUAUUUAGAUGGACUUGGAUUUUACUAAUGCAAAGGUAUGAAAGGGAUGCACUUCUUUUUGCUCCCAUACAACAAAACUCGCCUGUGGGGAAGAAGAAUACACCUCUGUUGUGAUUGUUUUGUUGUUGAUGAGAAAAAAUAUAUAUAAUAAAAAUGUAAUUUAA
Molecule: messenger RNA, 2152 nt
Organism: Scophthalmus maximus (turbot)
Lineage: Eukaryota; Metazoa; Chordata; Actinopteri; Pleuronectiformes; Scophthalmidae
Gene: ca7
Product: carbonic anhydrase VII
Exons: 7
Coding region: 124-912 (262 amino acids)
Biological process (GO): regulation of intracellular pH
Cellular component (GO): cytoplasm
Molecular function (GO): carbonate dehydratase activity; zinc ion binding
Source: RefSeq, a predicted model, not a curated record